AUGAUGAGGUUACCAGGGCCAGGGCCAGCCUCAACCCAGUUCUGGCCCAUGCGCUCGCUCGAUAUGGAGUACUUGGUGGUCAACAAGACGGAGGUCCUCCUGACGAAGGGGCACCUCGAGAGCGGCCUCAUUCGCAACCAGCAGCAGGUGUGCGUGAAGGAGCAGGAGCAGGCCGCUGAGCCAGGCGAGAAGGUCGUCGUGAUGCCGGAUUCGUGGCACAGCACUUACACCAUUUGCAAGUCCAUCCCGAAGUACUACAUCGCGCACUGGCUGGUCGCGAACACAUCCCUUGACCAGGACACGGUGGACAGGAUUGACGCGUUCCACCCGCAGGCGUUGCGUUUGGUUUUCGGCUCCCUGACGGGCCUUCACGAUACGACGUGGUGGCCGCCCCGCUUGCACGUCCGCGUGGUGCUGACCGCGUGGUUACGGUGGCAGUUCGAGCAGCUGAAGGGCGAGCUUCGCGUCCGCGACUUGUUGCGGGCCUUGUCGUCCAACGGGCGCAUCGACUACGAGAAGCUGCUGCCCUACGAGCUCGCGUGGAGCCGUCCUGUCCAGGGCACUCCGGAUGAGUUCGACGGCGUCCCCGAGCAGGACCUUCCCUACCUCAAGACACUGACGCACAAGUACUUCGAGCAUACGGUGACCGUGAAGGGCCAGCGCAUUGACCCAGUGAAUUGGGACAUUUCUGCGCACCUCUCGGACGUGGGUGCCGCGUUCAACAACCUGUCGAACAGUACCAUCAAACCCACCUUUGCGAGUUUCUUCGGGGCGAAGCCGCCCGUGUGA
Prorocentrum cordatum is the source of this 789-nucleotide messenger RNA. NCBI's taxonomy places the organism in Eukaryota, Dinophyceae, Prorocentrales, Prorocentraceae. The record is from the annotation of a GenBank genome assembly.